Molecule: messenger RNA, 2541 nt
Organism: Stylonychia lemnae
Lineage: Eukaryota; Ciliophora; Spirotrichea; Sporadotrichida; Oxytrichidae
Source: the annotation of a GenBank genome assembly
AUGGAACUAAACUUAGACAAUACUUGCAUUUUUUGCGACAAGUCGUUCAAUCUGGAGGAUCGAAGUCCAUACUUUUUACCUUGUAAUUUUCAUACUUCUUGCAAGAAAUGUCUGAAUGAUGCUAAAAACAGCAAGAAACCAAAGAUCAGUUGUCCAAUGGAUGGAACUGAGCUGGAACUAUCACAGUUAAAAACUUUAUAGAAAAAUGCAUAGAUUGUUAAUAAAUUACGACAACUGGAGUAAUCUAAGAAAGACAAUAACGAUAAGUGGGUGCAAGAGAUAGAAGUCAGUCAGAUUGAAAAAGAUCCCGAGGACAAUGAAGAAAACGAUCAAUCUAACUCAGCAGUACUUGAUAUUUCCAAUCUAAAUAUCUCUAAGAGAUCUAAGAAAAAGAAAAAAAAGAAGAAAAAGAGGAGUGAACAGUCAAUGCUUUAGUCUAUGCUCUAAGAUCCGAAAUAGUACCUGGAUCAAACAAAUGGUUUAAACCCAAUUGUUGAAGAAUCUCAUGAAAUGACUCCUGCACACACUGAUACACUUUCUUAAAGAGAUCCUAAUUUCCCAUCUGCUAUAAAAGGUUAAUAGAGCCCAACCCAUGUCUAGAAAAUGAGUAGCACUAAUUCCCUAUUUCAGUCAUAGGAGAUUAAAUUACCUCUGAAGAACGAAACUAAUCUAAGAAACAAUAAAAUAGAACCAUCACUUCAAUAGAAUAUAGUUACUAAUAAUAAACAGAUAGAACCAAGGAAAUCCUCUGAGAUGAUUUAAGGAGAGGGAGAGUGCAAAGAGCAUCCAGGUGAGGAAUUUAGGCAUUUAUGUCUGGAUCACUAGAAACUGUUGUGUCCAAAAUGCCUAAUGAAGCAUAAAUAAUGUGAAUUCUAAACAUCUAAUGAGGUCUUUGUCUUUGAGAACAAGUAGCGAUUGCGAGAGCUAAUCAAAGACCUGAAUCAUGGGAUAUAAAUAACACAAUUUCAAAAGUCGAAAAUAGAAAUAGCUUAUGAGGAAAUCCUUAAUUUCAAAGAGCAUAACAUAGAGCUCAUUAAGUUUACAUUCGCUUAGUUAGCUAUGGAGCUUGAGAACAGAAAGCAGCACCUGAUAUUUGAAGUGGAACAACUUGUCAAAGACAUUGAAAUAAGCUUAAAAACUGAUUAGAGGAUCAUCAAUGAAAAAGAACAGAAGUAAACGAUUUGGAUAUUGCAGGCAAAGACAAUUCAAGGCAAAAUUUAUGAAGAAUAUGAAAAUGUCAACAAGCUCGAAGAAAAUCUUAAGAAAUUUUCAUAGAUAAACAACACCUAUCAGUUUUUCAUUAGUUCUGUUUAUGAAACGCCCACUCAGACAUUCUAAAUUAACUUAGACUAAAUGCGAUAUUCUAUACGAUAACUAGGAGUAUUUUCACACGACAAAAUAGCUUAGAAUAAGCCUAUAAUUGUAAACAAUCAGCAAAACAAUUUAAGUGCAGUUUCAUCUGCUAGAGGGAGAGGUAAAAGGGAGGAGAGGCCUAGGUCUCAACUUGACCAAUAGUUAUAGACUUCGACUAUAACAUAACAGGCUUUCCCAUCAUCAUAGUAGCAAGUAGCAUAAAUCUAGAAAUAGUAGGAUAGGCCAGUAAGUUCCUUGAAAACAACUAAUAAGAAAUUAAUUUGGUGCAAGUGGGGAUCUUAUGAUGCUUAUAAAUUUGAUGCGAAAAAUGAUAAAUGGCAUCCAAUUGAAGCUAAGCCUAAUUACCCUUACCUUUACUUCUCUUCAACAGUUCACUUAUCAAACUAAAGAGGAGCUUUAAUCAUAGGUGGUUCAGAUGAAGAUUCAAAUUAUUACCGAAGAGUUUUGCACUUUGAUAGAUACCAAUCAUUUUCUGAGAAGAAUCCUAUGAUUAGCAAAAGAGCUUUCUUCUGCUCCUUGCACUGCUAAAGUACAGACUAAGUGUUUGUAUUUGGAGGCAAUGAAGGGUCAACAGACCUUAAUGCAGUUGAAGUAUAUGAUUUUUAGUACAAUAAUUGGAUUGGCCUGCCAAACAUGAUAGAAGCAAGAAAUGGUGCUAGUUGUGUCAUAUUUGAAAAAUGCUAGUCAAUCUUUAUUUUUGGGGGAGCUAAUUUAGAUCAAGGUUCCCUAGAUACAAUAGAGAAGUUUUCAAUUGCUACAUAAACUUGGGAAGUAAUUAAUGUCAGGCUAGUUAGGCCCAUGCAUGACUUUGUUUGCCAUUCGAUUGGUAAGAAUAGAAUACUAAUCCUAGGCUAACCUGAUUCAAUCUAAAAUUAGAAUCAAAAUGAAGAUCAUCAGUAAUCACAGAGGUCUAUGGUCUAAGAAGUAGAACUGCAAGUAAUAGAUCUAUCCUACCAUCUAUAAAAUCAAUGCGUAAUACCCAAAUCUCUAGGCUAGGUAUAUCUGCCCACUUUCUUAGACUCUGCUGGAUUUCUCUACAUUUUCUAAGGAUACUUAGACUCAGAGCCUAAACUGAGUGUUACUAACGUGCAAACCCUAAUAUAACUGAAUUCAAAGAAUUUCCUAGAAUUAUUUGAUAAGAAAUAGUAGCCUCUGCUCUAAUAAUGA